Marmota flaviventris (yellow-bellied marmot) is the source of this 1415-nucleotide messenger RNA. It is a transcript of the gene Pdcl, whose product is annotated as phosducin like. Gene Ontology annotation, biological process: regulation of G protein-coupled receptor signaling pathway; heterotrimeric G-protein complex assembly. The record is from RefSeq and is a predicted model, not a curated record. Gene Ontology annotation, cellular component: cytoplasm. NCBI's taxonomy places the organism in Eukaryota, Metazoa, Chordata, Mammalia, Rodentia, Sciuridae.
UAUUUUUUCCUCGUUCAAAGCUGGGAGUAUAUAUUCAGCUUGUGUGUGUGUAUGUCCAGAGCAAAACAUAAACAAGACAAACAAGCGUAUUAAAGUUGUCCAGGUAAUUUGUCCUAAACUAGGACCUGUAGUUUCUCCCUCAGCCGCCGGGAGAAGCUUCUUCUAAUUGGGCCGCGGCGUCCGCCAUGACGCAGGAGGGCCGCCUCAUUGGUCCGCGCACUCAGGACUCCGGCAGCUUUUCUCUUGGGUGCUCUGGGCGCCGACCCACUUCUCUCCCUCUAAGUCAGCGCUCCGUUCUUUCUGGUGCCCGGAGCUGCUAGCCCAAAGGGAUCCAGACUGAACUAGUCCGGGCAUCAUGACAACCCUGGAUGACAAGUUGCUGGGGGAGAAACUGCAGUACUACUACAGCAGCAGUGAGGAUGAGGACAGUGACCAUGAAGACAAGGACAGAGGCAGGGGUGCCCCAGCCAGCAGUUCCAUGCCUGUGGAGGCUGAGCUGGCAGGUGAAGGCAUCUCAGUUAAUACAGGUCCAAAAGGUGUGAUCAAUGACUGGCGCCGCUACAAGCAAUUGGAAACUGAGCAGAGAGAGGAGCAGUGCCGGGAGAUGGAAAGGCUGAUCAAGAAGCUGUCUAUGACCUGCAGGUCCCAUUUGGAUGAAGAAGAGGAGCAACAGAAACAGAAGGACCUCCAGGAAAAGAUCAGUGGGAAGAUGACUCUGAAGGAGUUUGCCAUGAUGAAUGAGGACCAAGAUGAUGAAGAAUUUCUGCAGCAGUACCGGAAACAGAGGAUGGAAGAAAUGCGGCAGCAGCUCCACAAGGGGCCCCAGUUCAAACAGGUUUUUGAAAUCCCUAGUGGAGAAGGGUUUUUAGACAUGAUAGAUAAAGAACAGAAAAGCACCCUCAUCAUGGUCCAUAUUUAUGAGGAUGGCAUUCCAGGGACUGAAGCCAUGAAUGGCUGCAUGAUCUGCCUGGCUGGGGAGUACCCAGCUGUCAAAUUCUGUCGGGUGAAGAGCUCGGUCAUUGGGGCCAGCAGUCGGUUUACCCGGAAUGCCCUUCCUGCCCUGCUGAUCUACAAGGGGGGUGAAUUGAUUGGCAAUUUUGUGCGCAUCACUGACCAGCUGGGGGAAGAUUUCUUUGCUGUGGACCUUGAAGCUUUUCUACAGGAAUUUGGAUUACUCCCCGAAAAGGAAGUCUUGGUGCUGACAUCUGUGCGUAACUCUGCCACCUGUCACAGUGAAGACAGCGAUCUGGAAAUAGAUUGAACGGAUGGUCUAGUUGCAUAGAUUUCUCAUUGUUUGGGCUGGAAGAUACAUGUCUGUGUUUAUUUUUGUUCCUUCUGUGUCUUCUGACUUUUCAGCUGUUCUUUGUAGUCCUUUUAGUUAUAGUAGAAAGACAAGAAAUUCUUAGAUUAGAUCA